Molecule: messenger RNA, 687 nt
Organism: Acaulospora morrowiae
Lineage: Eukaryota; Fungi; Glomeromycota; Glomeromycetes; Diversisporales; Acaulosporaceae
Source: the annotation of a GenBank genome assembly
AUGGAUGAUGGGGGGAAAAAGGUCACCGAUUUUAUGGGCAAUAAAAAGAUAAUCGCGUCACCAAGAAUGAAUGAUAAAUGUCCAAAGAAGCAAGGUAGCGAGCAGCGUAUCGGUAAAAUACCAUGGAAAAUGGAAACAAGAGACACACUCAAGCAAUCAAUUAAUCAGAAAAGACACAGAGAGAUUAAUUUAAUUGUUUUGACAGAACUAACAAGAGGAACGAUGAUAAGAGAUCUUCACGAAUUGCCAAGAGACGACGAAAGAAAGAAAUCCUCUCUUUUGAAAAUCGAGGUCGAAAAAAAGGUGACCUCACCUAUCACCGGUGACAGGAAGGUUAAAUUACAAGGUUUAAUGAGACCUUACGACGGCCAGGACGGUCGUCUCCCCCUUUCUUCGCCCACACGAUACGAGAAACAGUCUGCUAUCGAUCUACCACUGUCAAAUCAAUGUCCCCAAAUUUUAAGAUCAACAACUUACCAAGGAUCCAAACCGUCAACCCUGUCGUCGAAUACGACAGACCGUUAUUAUCGUUACCUUGCGAUUUGUUUGUUGUUAGAUGCUGGCAAUCGAGAAACAAUUGAAUCUCGAGAUCAAGAUACCGAUCGCGUUCCAAGACGAAAUGUUUGGUUUAGACCUCGAGAAAACGGCGGUUAUAUUCAAAUGAUGAGCAGAUUUGGUGUACAAUGA